GAUUUGGAAUUCUUAAUUUUCCACGCAAGUUUUUGAAAGCACCAGUCUUUUUCUUUCGCCUGAUAAUCAAAGAUUUUCUCUUUCUUAUUUUCUUGUUCUAAUCAGUUUCUUGAAAUCAAGUCGUUACCUUUCUAUUAACGGUAGGAUUAUUAUGAUUAACCCAGAAAUCAUCGUCCAAUAAAUUUUCCAUCGAUCACGGAUUUCUUUGUUUCAGCCGUCUUCAAAUCCGUUUUCCCGGCUUGCUAAUCCCGAGUUUUUCUACUUCUCACUGUCUCUUCCUGUUCGAAAAUGGUGGAAAACCCAAAAUCCCAUCUGGGUUUCUCUUCGUUUCUUCUCUUCUUCUUCGCGAUUGCUUCGCUUUCUCUCUGCAAACCCGCACUUUCCGUCCCCGAAAGAGGACCCGACCCGAGUCCGCCAACAGUCUACGAAAUCCUCGCCCAAUACGGACUCCCAAGCGGGUUAUUACCCGACUCGGUCACCGGCUACACACUCUCCGACGACGGCCGGUUCGUCGUCGAGUUGGCGAAACCGUGUUACGUGCAGUUCGACUACUUGGUCUACUACGAGAAAAAAAUCACGGGGGAGCUCGGGUACGGGUACAUCAAGGACCUGGAAGGGAUUCAGGUGCAGCGAUUCUUCUUCUGGCUCAAUGUGAACGAGAUCAAGACCGAUUUGCCGCCGUCCGAUUCGAUUUACUUUCAGGUUGGGAUCAUCAACAAGAAGCUCAGAGCAGAUCAGUUCAAGACUGUACAUUCCUGCCGUAAAGGUGUCUCCGGCUCUUGCCAAAAUUCAUGGAAACGGUUUGUUGAGGUAUGGGGUUUCACUGAUUUUGUUUUAUGUUGAUGGAUUCAUCGCUGGUUUUCAUAUUUUUCGUGGAAUUGCUUUGCGAAUAUGAAUUAGUUCUGUAAUUUUAUCUGGAUUUUUUUGCAGCUAAACCCUUAUUUAUUAGUGUUGGGGUUUUUAGUUAUAGCAUUUCUUGCUGUGGUUUUUACAGCUAAAACCCUAAUUUUGUUACAGGAUUGAAUUAUGUAUGAAUCAAAUUCACUUUUACCUUUGAAUUUCUUGGAGCAGAACUUCAAUUUCUAUUUUAUCUAGCUAGGGAUUAGAAACCCAUUGUUUGAAAUAUGAAAAAGC
Molecule: messenger RNA, 1134 nt
Organism: Carica papaya (papaya)
Lineage: Eukaryota; Viridiplantae; Streptophyta; Magnoliopsida; Brassicales; Caricaceae
Source: RefSeq, a predicted model, not a curated record